Molecule: messenger RNA, 4723 nt
Organism: Toxoplasma gondii ME49
Lineage: Eukaryota; Apicomplexa; Conoidasida; Eucoccidiorida; Sarcocystidae
Product: serine/threonine-protein phosphatase PP2A catalytic subunit
Exons: 9
Coding region: 1842-2885 (347 amino acids)
Biological process (GO): mitotic cell cycle; peptidyl-serine dephosphorylation
Cellular component (GO): cytosol
Molecular function (GO): protein serine/threonine phosphatase activity
Source: RefSeq, a predicted model, not a curated record
CUGUUUUUCUGUUGCUUUCUCUCUGGGUCCUGGGUCUUUUGGUUGGAGGCUUUCUUCAGCAACGCCCUCUCAAUGCAGGAGAGCGCAUGUAAAAGCGCCAAGAUAGCGCCGCUUCCCGUCGGAACGAAGCCGACGAGUCGCUGCCCGACGACUGUCCGUAGUUUCCCUUUCUCCCCUUCGUUUCCCCGGUUCUUUUCCCCGGAAAACUCCGCUUUCUCCCCUUGACUUUUCUCAGAAGAACUCCGGAGUCCGCAUGCGGCGCCCACGAUCAGUCCCUGAAUCCUACACCCUGGGGAACCGGUUUCGGAGCUCCCUGUCGGGGUGACACACACACUGCUUGUUUUCUCUUCUCUCCUUUCUCCCUGCUCGAAACUCUCUCUGUAAUCCGCAAAGCAGAACGCAGACCCUUUUCGAUUCUCGUAAGAGUCCUCUGCUUCUGCCCCUUCCUUGCCUCCGCGCGCUCGCAGCAAGCGCCCUCUGGCGGCUUCGUCUCCUUUUUGCUGCGCAUCGCUGACGUCUUCUCCCUCCUCCCGCGGUCCAGUUCGCCUUCGCGGCCGACGCGUCUCACGCGUCUCUUCGGCAAUCGACAGAAACACCGCGACUCUGUUGGAGGCUCUGGCCGCGACUCUGUUGGAGGCUCUGGCCGCAGCUUCCUGGCGUCUCGCUUCUCUACUUGCUUUCCAGCCGACAGGCACACAGACGCAGCCGUUUCUGUGGAAGGAGGGCGUUGCUCCGGCUGCGUCCAGGGUGCUGACAUCUACAGACGGAUCUGUUUCGGAGCAUCAAGGCUUUCCGGGCGUUCUCGAACCUGUCGGCCGGUGCUCAGCAACCGUGUGGAGCGUAUCGGGGGCUCUGUGGAUCUGCUGACGGGAAGCUUCUUCAGGAGCCUCCCCAGUGCAUGCGCGCCUCCAUCCAAGUUUCCGUCUGACCUUUGCAACAUUCGGGUGAGUCUCUAGGUCCUCAGGCUUGCAUGCGAGAGAAAUCGCAUUCUCUCUGCUUCUGCUCUCCCUUGCGGAGGAACGCGCUGUCUCCGUUUUGUUUCUCUUCGUUGAAAGAAGGCGCUCGACUUCUGCGACGAGACGGCUUCUCUUCAGAUCCCUGGAGACAUCCGAAAAACGGAUUCGCCCCUCCGCAGAAUCGCGUCUCGGGUGCCUCGUCCUGCAACGCAGAGCGGAGAAACUUGGCGCGUUGGUCGGCGCUCUGUCGAGGACGAUACCUGCCCAGACAGAGGCCAGGACAGCGAGCCGGUGACUGAGAAGACGUCUGCUCGAAAAAUGCCGCCUUUGCGAACAUGCGGCUUGUUUUUGUUUCUUGUGUCUUCGAGAAAGCCGAUCUGUUCUCGCUCCCCUUCGCUCUCUCUCUCUUUCGCCAUGACGCGCGUGUGCUGAGACUUCCUCGUCCUCACGCGGCUGCUCACCGUCCUGCGGGAGUCCUGAAAGGCGGACAAAGAGAGACUUCACUUCCUCGGUCUUCUUCUUCCCAGUCUGCUUGCCUGAUUCGUCGGAAGCGGAGAAGCGGCGCUGAAGUCUGUUCUGCUCUCACCCCCGGGCGAGUCGCCACACCUUCUUCCAGCUUCUUCUGAAGCGUUUUUCUCGAGGAGAAAGACAUCCUUGCGUCUCGACAGUCCUGACAACUUCUUGGAGAGGUCUGGCGAACAAGGACCUGCCAUCCAGUCUCCCCUUUCUCCUCCCUCUCCGCGUCGCUGGUGUCUCUUCCUCUCCUGCCUCUCUUGCCUCUCUUGCCUCUCCUUUCUCUCGUACCUACUCUCGUACCUUAUUCUCGCCUUCCUCUCCUUUUUCUUCCACACACUCUGCCGUUUCUCCUUUCUUGUCACCUCCGCAAUGUCGGGUGCAACUCCAGGCGCUGUGGCAGCGCUGCAGCCUGCGAGCGCGGCGCCGGCGUUGUUCACGAUUCCGGCAGAUGUUGCGCCGUCGGACUUGCCUGACCAUUACUUGGGGCAAGAAGAGUUGCGCGGCAUCGACAAGCAAAUGGAGAAGCUCUUCAAAUGCGAAAAACUCGAUGAAGAAGAAGUCCGCAGCCUCUGCGCCGUUUUGAAGGACAUUCUUGUGCAAGAGGCGAAUGUGCAGCCCGUACGCACACCCGUGACUGUCGUCGGAGAUAUUCACGGACAGUUCCACGAUCUCCUGGAAAUCUUCAAAUGCGCGGGCACCUGUCCGUCUGUGAAUUUCCUCUUCCUCGGCGACUACGUGGAUCGAGGCCUGAACUCGGUCGAGUCCGUGAGCCUCGUCUUUCUCCUGAAGGUCCGAUAUCGACACAGAGUAACGCUGAUCCGAGGCAAUCAUGAAAGUCGGCAAAUCACUCAAGUGUAUGGAUUCUACGACGAGUGCCUGCGCAAAUAUGGAAACGCCAACGUCUGGAACUACUUCACUGAUGUUUUCGACUACCUCCCCUUGAGCGCGCUAAUUGAAGAUCAAAUUUUCUGUCCGCAUGCGGGUUUGUCGCCCACCAUCGAAACUCUUGACCAUGUGCGUCUUCUCGAAAGAUUCCAAGAAGUUCCACACGAAGGCCCGAUGUGCGACCUACUCUGGUCAGACCCUGAGGAACAGAUGCCUGGCUGGGGGAUGUCUCCGCGCGGAGCAGGCUACACGUUUGGUCAAGAUAUCUCGGAGAAAUUCAAUCACGUCAACGGCUUGAAGCUGAUCGCCAGAGCUCACCAGCUCAUCAUGGAGGGAUUUCAGUGGUCACAGGCGAACAACGUCGUCACCAUUUUCUCUGCGCCGAACUAUUGCUACCGCUGUGGCAACCAAGCUGCAAUCAUGAAGAUCGACGAGCACAUGAACUACACCUUCAUCCAGUUCAAUCCGUCGCUUCUGCAAGCCUCGGGAGCAGACAUGCAGAAACGAAUUCCGGACUACUUCCUGUGAGGGGAGACCGACAAAACAAACGAAGGCUUGAGGAGGCCAGGACAAACGCUCCGUGGUUCUAGAAACACAGGCGAGAAGGAUGCGAGGCGAUGAGGAAGAAUGCGAAGAAAAGAGAGAACGAGGCGAAGAGGGGAGAGCUAGAAGAAGAGGCGGACAGAAUAAGAAGGGAGGAGGGGAGGAGAAGGAGAUGAUGGAGAUGGUGAGAGGAACCAAGGAGGCAGAACAGCAGAGAACAGGAAGAGACGAGAGAAAGAGAAGAGACGGACGAAGAAGAGAGAAGAGGCCCUCGAAAGAGGAGUUUCUGGCAGAGUUCGAGAGCGGCGCCUUGCGUCGCCAAGGCAUUUGCUGACAAAGAACCAAGAAGAACGCAUCGAAGGACCAGAGGGAGGCUGUUGUUGUUUUGAAGGAGAAGAGAACGUGAAGAAUCCAAGAGUCGCGAGAGUGUUCUCCACAGGGAAAUCUGCAAUUAUUCAAGGCUGCUUCUGUGUUCAACUGCCCGGCGGAAACCGCCCCAGUCCAUCGGAGGCAGAACCAUCGAUCUGUCGAGAGAGUUUCUAUCGUUUUUUUCGCAGCUCUCUUUUUAUGCGUUUGUCUCUGGGGAGGGCAAAAAAAGUCGGUGAACAGAACUACACUACUUAUGCAUAUAUACAUGAUCCUUGUCUGUGUGUUUGCAUAAUAUAUAUAUAUAAUUGUAUUUAUACGCAUAUGAAUCUCUCUAGAUACAUGUUUGCAUAUAUAUAUAUAUAUAUAUAUAUAUAUAUAUAUAUAUAUAUUCAUAUGCAUUUGGGCAGGGCUGCACCGGCUGAAAGGAGACUGACUUCUGUGAAUGGGUGAACGAGUCCUGAGUUCGGCUUCGACUCGAUCGGUGGUUUAGCGUAGAAAGUGGAAGUUCCGUUUGUGGGUUCCGUUUGUGGGAGAGUGCAGUGACUGCGUCGCUUGUCUUUUGAUUUCGUUUCGGGACUGAGAGAGAAAGGUUUCUUCUUUCGACCGUUGCGUUUCUUUCGCCGACGAUAAGCCGAGUUGGACAAACGCAGUUGAACAAUCCAGAGAGGAGAAAGCUCCACAAGUGGGGGGGGAGCUGCGGAUGGCCUGGAUGUUCAGGGAGAAGAAGCAGGAAUCGUGGACAAGGUGCCUACAAAGAGACUGUGAAAAGAGAACAGGAAGACGACUAAGAAAAGAAGUCGAACGUGGAACUGAGGGAAAAGGAAAAGGUGAUGGAGAGAAGGCGGAAAGAAGGGGAGUGAAAGAAGACUGUGGCAGAGAGACUGGGAGAAAGCGACCAAGAGGAGAAGAGAAAGAAAGAAGGUAGACUACCUUCUUGUCAGGUCUCUUGCUGUGCAAGAGAGUCCUGGACUUUGCCUUAAAAAGAGGCAUUCUUGUUUCCUGUGCUGCGUUGUUCUUGUCUGUCACCUCCGUAUUGUCUGGAUAGGGCCAGAGAGCCUCUUCACAUCUGCUGUCGUCUUUGUCUUUUCUUCUUGGUCUGCUCUCGACUGUCUCGUCUGUCGUUUUCACACCGCUGCUGUUCUUCCAACUUCCGCGUCGUUUUUUUUCUGGUUCUCUUUUCUCCGCUGCUUCUUUUUCCUUUUUCCUUGCGAUUGCCAGCACACUGCCUUUCGUCCUUUCUCUUCGUUUUUUGCACUCUUUCUCUUUUUGGAGGCGGCCGUCCCCCCGGUCCCCGGGGCGUAUCGGUCUGCCCGGCGCAAGUGAGAAAGGCUUUUCUGGGAUACGAAUUGUGUAAAUAUCGAAUUCGCCGAACGCUUUCUCGCAUUUCGCUUUGGACAAUUGUUUAAAGGAAUUGAACGAUACCGUAAAUCGAACCUCUGUUUGCCGCUGAAGGA